AUGCACAAUAGGACGCCGCGCUGCUAUCGGCGCCUUCAACCAUUGCUCAAACUAAUUGAUGCAUCUAAUUUAUCUCUCUCUCUCUCUCUCUCUCUCUCUCUCUCUCUCUCUCUCUCUCUCCUGAUUAAUUCAUCUCCAGAAAACCAAGAAAUAUUUCGGUUUGCAAACUUUCUUUUCUCUUUUCAUUUUUCUUUUUUUCUUUUCUUUUCAUUUUUCUUCUUUUUUUCUUUUCUUAUUUCUUUUCAUUUUUAUUUUUAUUUUUCUUCGUUUUUUCUUCUUUUUUUCUUUUCUUUUUUCUUUUCUUUUUUCUUUUCUUUUUUCUUUUCAUUUUUCUUCUUUUUUCUUUUCUUUUUUCUUCUUUUUUCUUUUCAUUUUUCUUUUUUCUUUUCUUUUUUCUUUUCAUUUUUCUUCUUUUUUCUUUUCAUUUUUCUUCUUUUUUCUUUUCAUUUUUCUUCUUUUUUUCUUUUCAUUUUUCUUUUCUUUUUCUUUUCAUUUUUCUUCUUUUUUUCUUUUCAUUUUUCUUUUCUUUUUUCUUUUCAUUUUUCUUCUUUAUUUCUUUUCAUUUUUCUUCUUUUUUCUUUUCUUUUUUUUUUCACACUAGAUUCCUGUCACCUCCUAUUCCGUCUCUUCUUUAUCCUUUUCUCACCCUUUUCUGCCCACACCGCAUUGUACAACUCCCUAUAUACCUUCUAUUUACCUCUUCUUUACCCUUUUUCCCUCAUGCCGAUAUCACCUCAUCUAACUCUGCUCGUUUCUCAUCUCACCUCCUCUUUAAAAUGUUAUCAUCCUUUCUUCUUCUUCUUCUUCUUCUUCUUCUUCUUCUUCUUCAUCAUCAUCAUCAUCAUCCCUCUAUUCUUUUCUUACCUCUUCCUCCCACAUCUUCUUUUCUACUUCAUAUUUUUCUUCUUUUCCUCUUCCAUUCCAUUUUCUUCUUCAUAUUUGUAA
Molecule: messenger RNA, 945 nt
Organism: Acanthosepion pharaonis
Lineage: Eukaryota; Metazoa; Mollusca; Cephalopoda; Sepiida; Sepiidae
Source: the annotation of a GenBank genome assembly